Molecule: messenger RNA, 1278 nt
Organism: Didymosphaeria variabile
Lineage: Eukaryota; Fungi; Ascomycota; Dothideomycetes; Pleosporales; Didymosphaeriaceae
Exons: 5
Coding region: 1-1278 (425 amino acids)
Source: RefSeq, a predicted model, not a curated record
AUGGAAUUAGCGAAUCUUCCUCCUGCUACAGCUCGAUUGGCCGUCGAGCUACAGCUCGCAGACAUCAAUGCGGUCAUGCAAGACUUGGGUGCGGGAGACGCGUACGCAGCUUUCGACGCGAUGCAAGCAGGGCUUAAAGCGGCCCUGUCGCUGCUGCAAGAUCAAAUCUGUGCCAUGGAGAUCCUCAGAGCCGACCAUGACGACCGAGUCCUCUUCGAGAAUCUUGUCCUGGAGGAAAGGCAGGCGGAGCAGGAUCACGAAAUGGCGCGUGGAAUGUGUGAUGUCACUCAUGGUGGGACCGGACAUUCGACUCCAAGACCAGCAGAGUGCUUCGAGGUGCAAGAGCCAUGGCUGGACGAUACCUUUCAAGAUCCUGAUGCAAGACUUGGAGGCGCCAUAGCAGAAGAUUAUGUCGUCAAUAUUCCAGAAGACACUUUUAUCACCUAUCUUGGUCACGGCGUCCAACGGGUUCAGCAAGUAACUGACGAUCCGGCAGCUAGCUAUGCCGAAUCAUCCACCCGACCAGUGGGCAAGGGCAAAGGGAGAGGCAAAGGGGCUGUUGACGAUCAUGUGACACAUACGUUCUGUUCAGCCUGUAUGGAGCAGUUCACGCGCUUCGAUGUGCUAGAACUAGGCUGCAAACGCGAGGACGAUGAUACCUACCACGCUUACUGUAGAAGCUGCCUCGUUGACCUCUUUCAAACGAGCCUCACGGACACGACACUCUUCCCGCCACGCUGUUGCGGCAAAUACAUACCGGUACUUGCUUGCGUGGAUCUCUUGCCGCCAGCGCUAGUGAAGCAAUAUCAAGACAAGCAGCUUGAAUUGGCAUCGCCAAAUCCAGUGUAUUGCAGCAAUCGGUAUUGUGCAAAGUUCAUCAAGGCCGGAGACGUCGCCGCUGAUGUUGCGCCGGCAAAAACCGGUGGCAACGAUGUCCGCGGUGUAGGACUAUGGUCGAACUACUCGUGGGCUGUUAUCAUAUGCGAUGCAGGUGCGGUGUGGGACGAGAAUCGCCUUCUUUCUGUCGACCAGAUGCUUGACGAGCCAGGGAACGAGAUCGCAAUGCCGGAGGAACAAGAGACGUUAGAAGCGGACCCCGCUCUUGACGUCUUGAACGACCUGCAAUUGCGGGUUGCUACUGUUGCUGGGGGCUUUGCCAUAACGAACAACGAGGAAGACGCAGGUUCUGAUGGUGAGCAACUUAUCGAUUCCUGUCAGCAUCACUGGAAACGAGCGUAUGGCAAAGACGGCGAUCUCGAGAUUUACGAAGGUUUGUAA